This is a messenger RNA of Pseudomyrmex gracilis, 747 nucleotides long. RefSeq lists its product as uncharacterized. The transcript has 2 exons. NCBI's taxonomy places the organism in Eukaryota, Metazoa, Arthropoda, Insecta, Hymenoptera, Formicidae. The coding region runs from base 1 to 747 and encodes 248 amino acids. The record is from RefSeq and is a predicted model, not a curated record.
AUGGGCUUUCAACCAUCACGGAGUCCCACCCUAUUUAAGAGAAUCCUUGAAGACUACUUCCGUGACAGGAGAAUACAGUACACUGGAUACAGUACUCGAUUGGGAGAAGACACGAAGAUUGUCUCCAAGUUCACAAGACGGAGACCAUGUUGUAGACGGCCAAGAGACACCAGCCUCCGAGUAAGUGAGGCAAGGGUCGAGGUGGGUACAACCAUCAAAUAUCUGGGUAUACAUCUUGAUCCAAAGUUGCGAUUCAACGAGCACUUUGCUCGUCUGGCCCCCCCGGAUUCGCCAAGUGGCCAAUUUCCUGGCCCGGCUAUUGCCGAACCUCGGGGGCCAAAGCAGAAAGCCCGUCGUCUCUGUGUCAACGUGGUCCACGCGGUGGCUCUAUAUGGGGCACCGUUCUGUGCGGGAGUUGCAGCAGAGGCAGGAGCGCAGAGCAAGUUUGCCCAGCUCCGCGCCGCGCAAAGGACGAUUGCUCUGCGCGUUAUCUGCGGCUUCCGAGACGUAGCCACGGAGACGGCGAGUGUGCUGGCGGGGGUACCUCCUCUGGCCCUCUUGGCAAAAAUGUACGCGACGAGAUAUGCUCGCCGCGUCGAAUCGCUACAGGAAGAUCUGGCAGAGAACACCUCGCGGGAGGCCCUCGCCAACUUGGAGCGCCAGGCCCGACAACAGCUGCUUCUGGAUUGGGAGCAGCACUUGGAUGAGCCCCGUGCGACAGUCCAAGAAGUUGUCGCGGUGGUCUGA